Molecule: messenger RNA, 3051 nt
Organism: Xenopus laevis (African clawed frog)
Lineage: Eukaryota; Metazoa; Chordata; Amphibia; Anura; Pipidae
Product: thyrotropin receptor
Exons: 11
Coding region: 555-2837 (760 amino acids)
Source: RefSeq, a predicted model, not a curated record
CAUGUGUUGCUUCAACUGCGGCCAGCAGAUGGCACAGCUUCACUACAUGUGAUUUUACUGUGCACAGACUGUUGUGUCAAGGAAGCAGGCUUGCCUAUCAAAUGAGACAACCUAAAAAAUGUAAGGGGUGGAGAUGGUUCACUAAGUGUUUAUAGGAAAAAGGCAACUUGAGUUUUAAAGAAGCACUUGAACUGUUGCAAUGAAACUAAGAGCAACAGCAGGGAGGCUCAAGCAGCAUAGACAUCUGAAACACCAAGAGCAUCAUCUAAAGGAGAACUGCAGGACAGCACUGGUUGUGAUAGAAGAUCAACUUAGAGGCUACUGUCAGCUUUGGUACCUGAGCCCUCAUUACAGCGCUAGCAAGUAGGCAGAACCCAGAGGAGCAGUUGUUUGUACCAAACUGCAGAAUAAAGAUCAAGAGAGAUUGAAUUGAUCAGUGUCUUGGCAGAAAAUCUAAAGAAGAAUUGUGCUGGUUUGACAAGAAGAGACCCAAAGAACUGCUGCCUCAUAGAUACUUUCACCAGAUCAUGUAAAACUUGGUGAACUGCUUUGAGAUGUCUCCUUACCAAACGCUCUACUUGCCCAACUGUCUCCUGCAUCUGAUACUUCUUCUGCCCUAUAUUGAUGCCACCUGUCCUGUGGGCUGUGAAUGCACAGAUGGGACAAACCACAAAACCACCUGCAGGAAUGUGCAUGUACUUCCAGAGGUGCCCCCAUAUACAGAGACUCUGAGGCUGGAAGAGACUCAUUUGCAAACAAUUCCAGCAGAUGCAUUCUCAAAUCUGCCCAACAUAUCCAAUAUUUACAUUUCACUAGACACAACGCUGCAGAAGUUGGAAGCUGGCUCCUUCCGCAGACUCCACAAGGUCGCACAUAUAGAGAUCCGAAAUGUUAAGAAUUUGAUGUAUAUUGAUCCAGAUGCAUUCCAAGACCUUCCCUGCCUCAAAUAUUUAGGGAUUUUAAACACUGGCCUCUCACUUUUUCCAGACCUAACAAAAAUUCACUCUACUUCUAUGACUGUCAUUGUGGAAAUUGCAGAUAAUCCUCAUAUCAUAUCAGUACCGGCCAAUGGAUUCCAAGGACUGGGAAAGGAGUUCCUUACACUAAAACUAUACAAUAAUGGCUUCACCCAGUUACAAGGAUAUAUUUUCAAUGGAACCAAACUGGAUGAGCUGUACCUGCAUAAGAACAACCUUCUGGACGAGCUUCACGAAGAGCUAUUUUUGGGGACCAUUAGUGGACCAAAUUUGUUAGACAUGUCACAGACAGCAAUCACCUCCCUUCCAACAAAAGGUUUGGAGAAUUUGAAGCAUCUUCUGGCCCAAAGCACUUGGACUCUGAAGAAACUGCCCCCAAUUAAGACUUUUGUGCAUUUAAGGAAAGCAGAAUUGUCCUACCCAAGCCACUGCUGUGCUUUCCAGAACUGGACCAAAAAGAAAAGUUUCUUGGAGUCAGUAAUCUGCAAUCAGUCCAUGUUGCACAGCCCCACCAGGAAAAGAUCACUUGGUAUGUUUAUGGGUCCUUACUACCAAGAUUACCUAGAGGGGGAUUCUGAUCAGACAGAAAAUUCAAAGGUGACCGACUUCCAUAGCAACAAUCACUAUUCUGUUUUCUUUGAAGAGCAAGGGGAGGAAGAGGUGGGCUUUGGGCAAGAGAUAAAGAAUGCUCAGAGUGAAAAUGCCCCAGCAUUUGAGAAUCACUAUGAAAUCAUCAUAUGUGGGGGCAGUGAGAAGCUGGAGUGCACUCCGGAGCCUGAUGAGUUUAACCCAUGUGAGGACAUCAUGGGGUACAACUUUUUGCGCAUUGUUGUGUGGUUCGUCAACCUCUUGGCCAUACUGGGGAAUGUGUUUGUGCUGUUCAUACUGGUCACCAGUCAUUAUAAACUGACUGUGCCUCGUUUCCUCAUGUGCAACUUAGCUUUUGCAGACUUCUGUAUGGGUAUCUACCUUCUCCUUAUAGCCUCAGUAGAUGUACACACCCGUUCUGAAUAUUAUAAUUAUGCAAUAAACUGGCAGACUGGGCCUGGCUGUAAUGCUGCUGGAUUCUUUACCGUGUUUGCAAGUGAGCUUUCCGUAUAUACCCUGACUAUGAUAACUCUGGAACGUUGGUAUGCUAUCACGUUUGCCAUGCGGCUGGACCGUAAAAUCAGGCUGAGGCAUGCUUCAUUCAUCAUGUUGGGUGGAUGGACAUUAUGCUUUUUCCUGGCACUUCUGCCAUUGGUUGGAAUUAGCAGUUAUAUCAAAGUCAGCAUCUGCUUACCCAUGGACACAGAGGCAGCUCUGUCUCAGGCUUACAUUAUCUUUGUGCUGAUGCUCAACAUCAUUGCCUUCAUCGUCAUCUGUGCUUGUUACAUUAAAAUCUACUUCACAGUCCGGAACCCUCAGUACAAGUCUGGCGACAAAGACACAAAAAUUGCCAAACGGAUGGCUAUACUAAUCUUUACUGACUUCAUCUGCAUGGCACCCAUCUCAUUCUAUGCUUUGUCUGCCAUUAUGAACAAACCACUCAUCACGGUUUCCAAUUCUAAGAUUCUGCUGGUACUUUUCUAUCCACUUAAUUCCUGUGCCAACCCCUUCCUUUAUGCCAUAUUCACCAAGGCUUUUCGCAGAGAUGUCUUCAUCCUUCUCAGCAAAUUUGGUAUCUGUGAGCAUCAAGCACAGGUUUAUCGAGGACAGACUGUGUCGGCAAAAAACAGCAGUGGAUCCUGUUGCCAGAGGGAGAGUGGUGGGACUGGGCAGACUCUGGCCAACCUGACCAAUUUUCAGAAACAAGAACAGCCUGAGGGAGCAGUGCAGCACCCUCUCCUCCUGGAAGACAGUAGCCUGACAGCAUUUUAGCACUGUUCUACAGGCUGGGACAGACUGAUGACUGGAUCAUUUAAAACUACUACUAUUAUUGUUUUGCAUAUCAUAGCAUCGUUGGCGUUCCAUUAGAUAGACGGCAUGAAUAAAAAGCAUGGUCUAAGUGUCAUGUUUAUUCAUUCUUAGAUGGCAUACAGAUACAGUUGAGGACCACUAACAUUUUCAACAUGUGAGCUCUAACUUUCUUUAG